CACCUAAUUGCUUAGUCCGUCCCUCAUUACCAUAUCCAAUGUAGAGUUUGCUGGACUCUGGCCAAUCUGCUCUCGCUCACAUGGUACCAUUCAUCGCGAUGCAUUAUUCACUAUCAUAAUUAUAUAGCGACAUGCGCAAUCCACACGGCAACAGCAACACCAGCUAAUUUCCGUCAUUUUUUUUUUUUACUACCAGACUAUUUGCGAACAUUUUUUUCACCCACUCGCUCGCAGCAGCAGCUGAUGUAUCUGCAAAAAGCAGCGACAUCUCGCCGCGCAGCAACAGCAGCAUGUCCCGUCGCAAGCAAGCCAAGCCGCAGCACCUCAAGUCUGACGAGGAGGACCCCGCACUCGGAGGAGUCCUCUCUGAGAAUGCCCAUGGAGAGGUGCUGGACGACGCUGACAGUGGAAACGAGAGCCGCAGUGGCAGCGAGGAGACCCAUGUGUGUGAGAAGUGCUGCGCUGAGUUCUUCAAGUGGUCCGACUUCUGUGAACAUUUGAAGAGCUGCACCAAGAACCCGCUGGUGCUCAUUGUAAAUGAGAAUGAGGGCACGCCCGAUCCUCCCCAGGAGUACCCUGUCGAGCCCUCCCCUGAACCCAGCUGCUCCAGCGAACAAGCGGACAGCGACGAGCCCGGAGAGGGCAACCACAGCACGGCCGGAGACAUCGAUGAGGUCCCAGAGUUGACGGGCUUCGAGGGGGUCGGCGCCCUGGAGAAGGAGGACGACGCCAUGGAAGUGGAGCUGUCUCCUGAGAAAAUCUUGGAUCCUGAAGAGCAAGACAUGUCCCCUGAGCCUGAAGGCUGCCUACCUCUGCUCAGUGACGCAUCCCCCUCCCCUGCCACCGGCUAUGCUAUGCCUAGCACCAACGUCACCCUGGAGACGCUGCACGGCACUCGGGUGGCCGUGGCUCAGUUCUCGCAGAGCGUGAAGGCUGCAGUGGGCAGUGGCGUCUCCACCAUGGCCAUUCCCAUGAUCCUGGACCAGCUGAUGGCCCUCCAGCAGCAGCAGAUCCACCAGCUGCAGCUGAUAGAGCAAAUACGUAAUCAGGUGGCGCUGAUGAACAGACCGUCAUCCUCCCAGCCGGCUCUCAACCAUCACACACACCACAGUACCAAUACUGGGGCCCAAAGCGCUCCCUCUGUCGGUGGUCCGUCGAUACCAAGCCAGCUUCAGAUUCACAGCUUCAUCACUCCUCCGGUCCAUCAGCUACCAAUGAGAUUGCCAGCUUCUCUCGGUGGUCCAGGCCCGUCCUCUCUGACCUCAGCAAUGGAUGUGCCGCUGUCAAACACACCGCAGAGCCAGCCGUCUCUCAACUCUCUCAACUCUUCAGUGCCCAGCACUUCCUCAAACAAUUCGGCCUUCCCACCAACCAAUGGCAGUGUUCUUUCAUCUCUGCUGCCAUCCAUCUCAUCCUCCGGCUCGAAUAACAUCAACAAUGGUAGUAGUUUGACCGCAAGUGGCAGUGGAAUCAGUAGCAGCAGCUCAGCCCUCCCCAGAAACACACCAACACCUCCAUCGCUGAGCCACAGCAGUCUGCUAAGCUCAGCCUCCAACCUACCACUGAUAUCUCACAGCUCUUCCAGCAGUGUGAUCUUCCCCAACCCGCUUGCCAGCAUAGCAGCAACGGCCAAUGCUCUGGACCCACUCUCUGCUCUGAUGAAGCAUCGCAAGGGAAAACCCCCCAACGUGUCUGUGUUCGACACAAAACCAAGCUCCGAGGACCCAUUCUUCAAGCAUAAGUGUCGAUUCUGUGCCAAGGUGUUUGGUAGUGACAGUGCCCUGCAGAUCCACUUGCGCUCGCAUACUGGUGAGAGGCCCUUCAAGUGUAACAUAUGUGGCAACCGCUUUUCUACCAAAGGCAACCUCAAAGUCCACUUUCAGAGGCACAAAGAGAAAUAUCCCCACAUUCAGAUGAACCCAUACCCUGUGCCAGAGUACCUGGACAAUGUACCCACUAGCUCAGGCAUUCCCUAUGGCAUGUCUCUGCCGCCAGAGAAGCCUGUUACCACAUGGCUAGAUAGCAAACCAGUCCUGCCCACCAUCCCUACCUCAGUUGGGCUUCAGCUUCCUUCCACUUUGCCAAGCAUGAUGGGAGGUUUUGGUGAGUCUCCAAGCCUCACCCCACUCAAUAGAUCACCUCAAAGAACUUCUCCACCCUCAAGUGAGUGUGCAUCUCUCUCACCGAAUAUCCUCACUGACUCUGGCAUGACCACUUUGUCACCCUCCCCAAAACCAAGCCUAGGGAGCGAUCCUCCUCCUCUCCUGAAGCCUGAGGGUAUUCACCUUCCCCCAACUUGCUCAAGACCUGGGGAGAACACCUACACGAAUACCACCGUGACUCAAGUAAACCUUUCCACAAAUGUCAGCUCUACCACCUUGUCUAGCAGUGGUCAGGUACCUGAACCAAUCUCAAAUCCUAAUCCUGUGUCCCACCCAGUCCUUCCCAUGCUCUCAGAUCAGUUCAAGGCCAAGUUUCCCUUUGGAGGCCUCCUAGAUUCUAUGCAAACAUCAGAGACCUCAAAAUUGCAGCAAUUGGUUGAAAACAUUGACAAGAAAAUGACAGACCCAAAUCAAUGUGUGAUCUGCCAUCGUGUCCUGAGCUGUCAGAGUGCACUGAAGAUGCAUUACCGGAUCCACACUGGCGAGAGGCCCUUCAAGUGCAAGAUAUGCGGGAGGGCGUUUACCACAAAAGGGAACCUGAAAACACACUUUGGUGUCCACAGGUCCAAACCUCCACUUCGUGUCCAGCACUCCUGCCCAAUAUGCCAGAAGAAGUUCACCAAUGCUGUUGUGCUUCAGCAGCACAUCCGUAUGCAUAUGGGCGGGCAGAUUCCCAACACUCCACUGCCCGAAAGCCUACAGGAGAUGGACACAGACCUUUCCUUUGAUGAGAGGAGCUUGGACGCAAUGAGCAGUUAUGAUGAUGACCUUCUGGAUGAGAUGGAGCAGGCAAUGGAUGAUGAAGAUGACCUGGGGGGAGUAGACAUCGACAGUUCCAAACCAUAUUCCCCUGGCUGCUCACCGCCCACCUCUGUCAUCUCAAGCAUUGCAGCUUUGGAAAACCAGAUGAAGAUGAUUGAUUCCACUGCUAACAUGAGCCACUCGUUCAGUCACAAGCUUUCACAGAAUGGCAAUGGCUUUGCAGGGGAGGGGGAUUUCUUCUCUCAUGACAACUUUUCUGGAGUAGGAGCUAUUGACGGUCAGAGCUUGGGGAGUCCAGCCCUAUCGGAGUCCUCUGACUCUUUGCAGCACCUGUCGCCAGCUCACAGCCAUUCAGAGAGUCUCCAUCCAAAGUCCCCCAUGACACUUCACAUUAACAAUGGCGGUGGUGCCUCAACAGCCGAAGAAGGGCAGGAGAUCCAUAUCCCAGUGGCAACAGUUAAGUCUGAGAAAUCGGAGACUCCCUCUCCGCUCCCUGCCUCUGAAGGCACAGGGGCUCUGGACCUGACUGCCACUCAACCUGGCAGGCAUUUCAUCAAGGAUGAGAGCCACUUCAACAUGCUGUUCCUCAGUAGAGACAGAGGUAUGUACAAAACAGUUACCUCUGGGGAAUCUAACACUUCCCAUUAUUUGUGAAUGAAUGUAAAUAUUGACAUAUUUGUUAACCUCAUCAUUCAAAUGAUGAGGUGAUCAAAUAUAUAUAUAUAUAUAUCAACUAAUGAGACUCUCAUCUUUUCCUCAGGCCUCAAUCCUCCAAAUCUGGCAAGCACAGCGUCUAACAUGAUCAAAAUGGAAAUGAACGGACAUGGUAAGACGAUGUCGCUGACGGACAGCCCCCACCUGCCCCUGGGCAUCCAAGUUCCAGCCGUGGCACCCCAAACAACCAUGAGCCCCAGCAUCACGCCAAUGCUCGCCCCACCACCUCCGCGGCGCACACCUAAGCAGCACAACUGCCACUCAUGCGGGAAGAACUUCUCUUCAGCCAGUGCCCUGCAGAUCCAUGAGCGCACACACACGGGCGAGAAGCCGUUUGGCUGUUCGAUAUGUGGAAGGGCUUUCACCACAAAAGGCAAUCUAAAGGUUCACAUGGGGACACAUAUGUGGAACAAUGCCCCCGCCCGCAGAGGUCGACGCCUGUCCGUGGAGAAUCCCAUGGCACUGCUGGGUGGCGAUGCCAUGAAGUUCAGUGAGAUGUUUCAGAAGGACCUGGCUGCUCGGGCCAUGAACGUCGACCCAGGCUUCUGGAACCAAUAUGCGGCCGCCAUCACCAAUGGCCUGGCCAUGAAAAACAAUGAGAUCUCAGUGAUCCAGAAUGGGGGCAUCACCCAGCUUCCCAUUAGCCUAGGGGGAACUGGAAUGCCUUCCCUCGGGUCGAUGUCUGGAGGGAUGGACCGGGUGCAUGCUGACCGUAGCCCUCCGAUGACAGGCAUGGAGAAGGCUGGACUUGAGUUGGGAUCCACCCGACCUUUCUCCAGGUUCAUGGAGGAGAACAAAGAAAUCGGAAUCAAUUAAAGACUUGCCAGUGUUAUUACAAGGUAGGCUUUGAAAAAGUCUGAAAGUAAAAAGAAAAAAGAAACUGCUAAUACAGUUUGAACUCAUACGUACUAUAUUAUGUACAGCUGAAGUAAUUUCUUUGUUUGAUUUUGGAAAUAUAGUAUUUAGUAUUCAUUAGAGGUCUUUGCCUUUCCCUCAUUCACCUCCUUGAUAUUUCGCCCAUAUGAAAAAUACUUUGUCUCUUGUUUGAGAGUCUGUCGUCUUGCAAGAUUUGCAUGGUAUUCAUUGGUUUCUAUCAGUAUGUUUGACUGCUUUAGGAAGAAAAAAACUGUAUACUGUCUCAUUUGUGAUCAGAAAGCAUCAUAUUUGAACAGGACUUAAGCAGGCGGGGUGAGAGCUUGGCAUAAGGACUACAUGCUAAAGUCCUGUUUGGAAAGCGCUACACGAUUGCUCCUUUUUAAAUAAGGGCUAGGGAUAAAUUGAAGAAAGGACUGAAAUGAACUGUUUCUGUGUUCGCCUGGUAAUUUUUUCUCACAAACUAGAAAACUUGAACAAAAAAAGGUUUGAACUAUUUUAAUCUUUACAUUUAGUCUCCCAGCAUUGUCUUAUAAUAUUGUCCUGUGUCUUUAGUAUUUAUAAUAUUGACAAAAAAGCGGGUAUACAAAAUAUAUUUAAUGACCCAGGCAUUUUAUUGAUCCAUUUUUUUCUAAAAUGCAGGCUUCGCUUAUGAAUAUCUCCUUCAAUAAAGAUGACCUGUCAUUCAACAGAUAAAAAGGUUGAUUAUUUUUUUUGUGAUAUCUUUAGAGAGACUAUGUGAGACAUGGUACACGGUAAAAGGGGAGAGAUAUCUAAAGCUGCUAUGAACACAACCCUGCUUUUAACCUUUGUAAAAAGAGAAGAAAAAUAUCCUUUGGAGAAAUAUCUAUGUAUAGAAAUACAGACAAAUCUAAGAACAGGUAUGCAUAUUUUGUAUCACAUAAAAAUAGACAUCAUGAGUUGGGAGUAUUUGUCAUGUUUGUGAAUGCACUUUUUAAAACGAGACGUUUUGUCUGUGAGUUACCGUUAACCUUUUGACUGAGCUAUCUAUCACGUGCUGUUAAAAAAAAAAAUGUUUCCAGCAUACCACUCCUACAAUUUGCAAAAUUGGUUGUCUGUUGUUGCAUCUGUACCACC
Molecule: messenger RNA, 5609 nt
Organism: Gadus chalcogrammus (walleye pollock)
Lineage: Eukaryota; Metazoa; Chordata; Actinopteri; Gadiformes; Gadidae
Product: sal-like protein 3
Biological process (GO): regulation of transcription by RNA polymerase II
Cellular component (GO): nucleus
Molecular function (GO): RNA polymerase II cis-regulatory region sequence-specific DNA binding; DNA-binding transcription factor activity, RNA polymerase II-specific
Source: RefSeq, a predicted model, not a curated record